Rhizoctonia solani is the source of this 816-nucleotide messenger RNA. RefSeq names its product rRNA-processing protein Fcf2. NCBI's taxonomy places the organism in Eukaryota, Fungi, Basidiomycota, Agaricomycetes, Cantharellales, Ceratobasidiaceae. The record is from RefSeq and is a predicted model, not a curated record. Bases 1 to 816 code for a protein of 271 amino acids. The transcript is spliced from 5 exons. Gene Ontology annotation, molecular function: RNA binding. Gene Ontology annotation, biological process: RNA processing. Gene Ontology annotation, cellular component: nucleolus.
AUGUCCCGUGCGGCAUCGCCUACUCCUUCAACGUCAUCCGAAGCCUCUUUAUCCGAGGAAAGCCAAAAGAAAAUACUUGAAGAGAUCUUAGAAAAGGCCGUUAAAGCAUGCACCGUGAAUACUGCCACAGACGAGGCCAAUGAAGAGGAUGUCUUGACGUUAACAGGCGACGAUGACCUUCCCCCACUUCCUAAACUGGACCCAGGACUAUCUGGAAAAGCCAUCUACUUUGACUGCAAAGCCGUUUCUGACUCCAAAACAUUUGAACUUGAGGACGACUCGGCAGCGCAAGUGAAACAAAAGUCACAGUAUAAAGGAAAGGAAAGGCAAAAAGGGGAUGGUUUAUCUGACGAAGAAGGCACAGAGAAGAAGUUAACUAAACGAGAACGUAAAGAGCUAAAGUUUUCAACUACGGGUCCCCAGUGGUUUGAUCUUCCAGCCCCAAGCGAUGCAGAUAGACCUCGUCUAGCUCGGGAGCUUGAAGCGCUACGACUGAGAAAUGCGCUAGACCCGAAACGAUUUUAUAGGAAGGAUGCCGAAGGAAGUAAGCGUGAAAUGCCAAAAUACUUUGCGAUUGGAAAAGUUGUCGACGCAGCAACUCCGUUCCGGGACGCCGAUCAUUCUCAAAACCUGACACGUGCAGAAAGAAAGCGAACAAUUGUAGAGGAGCUCGUAGAGGAUGCCGAGGCCAGGAGGCAAGUAUGCAAAAAAGAAGUUUGGAGACCUACAGUCAGUACGAGGCGAACGUGGCCGGGGUACGCUGGCUCGCAAAUUCGCGAAAAGAAAGCCAAAAUGGUGAAAAUCACGCUCCGUUAA